CCAAGUCCCUAAGGGGUGGCCUGAACUGACAGAAGAAAUGUUGAAAACCAGAGACUCAGGAGGAUAGUUUCUGCAGGGUGGCUCCCUGGCUCCUGGAAGAGAGAGAGGUAGGGCAGUGGACGGGUGGCCUAGUGGUGAGAGACACGAUGGAAUCCGACUUUACCUCCAAGGACACCUACCUGAGCCGUUUUAACCCUCGAGAUUAUCUAGAAAAAUAUUACAGCUUUGGGUCCAGACACUCUGCAGAAAACCAGGUUCUUAGGCUUCUUCUGAAAAAUCUUUUCAAUAUAUUCUGUGUGGGUGGCCUAAAGGGAGAUCUCCUGAUUGACAUUGGCUCUGGUCCCACCAUCUAUCAGCUCCUCUCUGCUUGUGAAUCCUUCAAGAAGAUUAUUGCUACUGACUACACUGACCAGAACCUGCAGGAGCUGCAGAAGUGGCUGAGGAAGGAGCCAGGGGCCUUUGACUGGUCCCCAGUAGUGAACUACGUGUGUGAGCUCGAAGGUAACAGAGUGAAAGGGCAAGAAAAAGAGGAGAAGUUGAGGCGGGCAAUCAAGCAGGUCCUGAAGUGUGAUGUGACCCAGAGACAGCCUCUGGGUGCUAUCUCCCUGCCCCCAGCUGACUGCCUCCUCAGCACUCUGUGCCUAGAUGCUGCCUGUCCAGACCUCCCUGCCUACCGCACAGCCCUCAGGAACCUCAGCAGCCUACUGAAGCCAGGGGGCUACCUGGUGAUUGUGGAUGCCCUGAAGAGCAGCUACUAUAUGAUUGGUGAGCAGAAGUUCUCCAGCCUCUGCCUGGGCAGGGAGGCAGUAGAGGCUUCCGUGAGAGAGGCUGGCUAUAGCAUCAAGCAGUUUGAGGUGAUCUCUCAAAGUUAUUCUCCCACCACAGCUGACAACGAAGGAAUUUUCUUCCUGGUGGGACAGAAGCUGAACAGCUCUGCGUGACACUUUGUGGAGACAGCUAAGGCAAUUAAUCUGACUAACCCAGUUGAUUUCAGUCCUUGGUUCUAACUCUUGCUGAGUAGAGAGUAAUGACUGGGGCCCUGAUGGUUUAUCUAGGACAGGGCUGUAGCUGUCAGUCAACCUAGGAGUAAUUGGUUGACCACCAAUUGAAGCCUGUGUCCAGUCUUCACUACCCGUGAUUAUAAAAGAGAAUACAUUUCCCUUAAGCAUUCUGGUUGUGAUGACUUAAGCCUACACAUCCCUAUAGACAAAUUUCUGAAGUUUUUUGGUAUUCAUGGCCUUGAGGGCCUGCUACCUCCUUUUCUACACAAACAGGUUUCUCCUCCUCUUCAACUCUUGACUUCUCUAGGGACCCUGUCCUCUGCUGGGGUUCACUGGAACCACCACUAUCUCUGGAGUCAGAGAACACCUGUUCCCUUUGCUCCUCGGUCCCAAAAUGAGUUAGGCCCUUCUCUUACUCCCCUUUACUCACCUAAGUGAAGCGAUGAUUUCUGCCUGAAGAGAAGUUUAGGAGUUAUCAAGAGAGAUAACAGACACUAUAUUACAGCAGCCAUUAGAAACAGUGUCUUCAGAGCCCACAUUUUUAGAGGGUCUUGGAAGGUAUCCUGUUGGCAUAGGUCUUGGCCAAGUUAUGCAGAUGAGAAAGGGUGAGGAGGGAAACAUAUCCUCUGAUGACAUGCCUACAUCCUCUGGUUCCCAGGCACCAUCAUCCACAUUGCUCUAAAACAGAGGUUGACAAACUAUGGCUCAUGAGUCAAGUCCACCCUGCUGCCUGCUUUGUAAAAUUUUACUGAGGCACAGCCAUGAACAUGCAUUUAUGUAUUGUCUGUGGCUGUUUUUGUGCUAUAAUGCCAGAGUCAAGUACUUGUGACAGCAACUGUGUGCAUGGUCUGUGAGGAAUAGAGUGAAGAAAUAAAAUGGAGUUACUAUAGUCAAGCUGCUAAAUUCUUAACUUCUUCAAGUGGACAGAGGCAUAGGGAAAUAAUUACUUUUGUUUUAAGUGACUCUGGGAACUUAAACUUUUUAAUUUUCCACUUCUGUGUCAACCUGAGCACAUAUCACUGUGUUGUAUGUUACUGAAUGGAUAUACAUCAAACUGCCAAACAACUGUGAAUGACCUCAAGAAGCAAAUCUUCCAAUUUUCCGCUGGACAGCUGAUGAUUAGCACCACACAUAUGAUGACUAUCAUCUUGAACCAAUCUUGGGAUUGAGAAUGUAAACUGAUUUUCCUCAAGAAUAUACUUUUUUUUACUGUAAGAACCCUCAACUAUUCUUUCCCUUUCAGAACACUCUAGCUAUUUCCUAGUUAUAUUUCUGGUUUGCAAACCUGCAGACCAUUGACUAAACCUUUGUCAUUUAUUUCUAGCCAAAACUCCUGACUCUUUUGAGCUGAGCUGACAUUUUGUAGAGUCUGAAUUACCUACUAUUUGGAUCAAUGAAGAAAAAGUUGGGGGUUCCCCUACAGUAAAGGAGAGAGGUUUCCCUUAUUCUUCACACCCCAAGAUUUCCCCUUUCCUAGGAUUAUUGAUACUGGACCUUUCUGCUUCCCACAGGGGAGAGUCCUUUCUCCCAAAUCCCCUCACAUUCAUGGACAAUCACAUCAGAGCAGAAGGGUCCAACGUUAGUACAUUUUUAUUUAUGUGGUUGUUUAGGACAAUAGUAUCAUAAUAUAUUGUGGUCCAUUUUUAGGGUAUUUUCAGUAGUUCAAGCUCAUAGUACAUUCACAUGGAAACACAAUGUUCUAAUCUGAUCUCAGAGAUUCUAUCCUGAAGGACACUAACAGGCUAGUCCUGGAUCCAGAAGGUCAAGUCCAGCUCUGUUCCUUUAGCACGUGGUGAUGAUUGGGCCUGCACAUCCUUUCUGGAAGAAACUGCCCCCCAGAAGAGCACACUUAACUCCACAGGAGCCAGCACCCAAGUCACCCAGGCCCCCAAGAAGUGACUAAGUCUUUAGAAAUAGCAUCCUCUCAAACAUGUGCCAUUCACCUCACCAACCAAGAGCAAAACUCACGGCUUCUCCCAAAACAUCCAUAUUUGCUUACUUCCCCAAACAAUAGCCCUUGCUUAUUUAUUUUUGCAUAACUGCAAACAAAAACACAAAUAUUCCUUUAAAACAGGCUUUCCUCAUUUAAAGCUCUUUUAAAAACAAGUGACCUCUGCCCUUAUUUCUAUUACUGAAAACAGCUCCUUGGAUUGACUAUUUCCUUCAAAACAUUUUGAAUUCAAUAUAGCGUCCUUGAAAGUUAGGAACAAAUAACACAUUUGUUGUGAUCUGAUAUAAAGGCUAUUGGUAAAUUCAAACACAGUCCUGCUCCACGUCUCAGCCCAGAGAACUCAGCAGAUUGUCAGUUAAAAUUAGCUACACUGAAGACAGAUUUUACAAGAGAGGACAUAAAAUUAAGUGAGUAAAGUAAUAUAAAUAAGAAAAAACCCAAGUGGUCUCUUUUUAAAACAAGCUUGACACUGAUACGUGUGCGGUUGUUGGGUGGGGUGGGAGUGAGUCUGAAAGCAGACCUGCUGCAACAGCUUCAUGCAACUCCUAAGCAGACCUCAUUUUCUGUAGUUUUUACUUCUAGGAUGACAUUUCUUAUGUUGGAUAACUUUGUCUGUUUCUCCACUGAAGUGUGAGCCUCUGAUUUAUAUUGAGAUUCCCCAACGCUUUGGCCAGACAUAUUCUAGGACUGGGGACAGAGCAACAAAUAGUGGAGAUAAGAGCUCUGUUCUCAGGAGUUUCUGUUCUAGAAGAGGGAGUGGGGGGAUAGUCAGAUAAGGAAGGCAAUCAAUAAGUAAGAUACUUUCUGAUAGUGGUAAGAUCUACUAAAGAAAUAUAACAGGAUAAUGGAGUGGAGAACAUCUGAAUGAAAGAAGAUCAAACAAAAAUGGUUUAAACUGUGGGGGGUUAUUAAUCUGCCUAAUAAGAAAUUCAGCAGUGUGCACUUUUGGGAGGAAAUGGUACUCAACAGCAUCGUCAAGCAUUGCAUCCCAGUAACACAGUCUUUUUCCUCUGCUUUUGCCCAUGAGUAAGAUGUUCAUGGUUGGAAAUCCUUUGCAGUAGGCCCCAGCAGGCUUCUUGCAUCCUGUUGACUAGAACUGAGUAACAUACCCACCUCUAGACCAGUUACAGACAAAACAGAAAGACACAGAGCAUAUCUUUUAAGGUUUGUUAAACAAAUGAAUACAUUCUUAGAUGACAUUAAAAAGAAAAAAGAAAGCCCACUGGAUCCAAUCAAUGAGCCAGCAUCUCUGUCAACCUAGCAAUCAUUUUUUUUCCAAAUAUGAAAUCAUCUUAUUUUUAAAUUCUGGCUCUGCCACUUAACUAGCUGUUUUUCCUUGGGCAAGUUAUAUAGCCCCUCUGUGCUUCAGUUUCCUCACCUAUAAAAUGAAAUUAAAUUAGAAUUUCUUGUAGUAAGAAUAAAAAUAAAUUACUAUCUAUAAAGGACCUAGAGUAAUGCUUAGCACUUCACAAGCACAUAAUAUUUAUCUAUUUGUUAGCUAUAAUCACUCUCAUAAUCUUUAUCUUUGGUAUUAGUAGUCAAAGCAGCUAAGAAUAGAUACCAUGAUCUCUAAGUAGGAGAGAUGAUUUCAGUUCUGGGCUGCAGGCACCCCAGUUCUUGACAGGCAUUGCCUUUAGGAGGGCUCUGGGAAAUCUCAGUUUCUAUACCACGUACCACCAGUUCCUGUCUCAUUUAAGAAAGAGUUAGCAAACAUUUAUUUAGCAUCUUCCAUAUAUGUUUCCUGCACCAGGCACUGAAAAGGCAAAUAAAACCCCAGUGUCAGCAGGCUCAAGGGGCCUCAUCAUUGUAGUCACAGUCACUUCCCAAGUGUUCCCAGGCUUCCACAGGCAGUGGAAGCUGCAGGCUGCACCUGCAGUCCCCACUCAGAGCUACCCACUUCGGCCUCUCCUGCUCAGGCUGUGCUGCUGCUGGUCUGUGUCCCCAGCCUGAAAAUGCUGGGGAUGGGAUGACAAGGGCUACCUUGAGAAGGAUACUGGGCAUGCCCAAGGGUCUGCUGUUGCUGCCUUAGAGCUAUGCGGGUGUCCUCCCAGGGAGGUAGGAAACACUUUAUACCAAAGGUUGGUAAACUUUUUCUGCAAAGGGCCAUAAAGUAAAUAUUGUAAGUCUUCUGGUCUUGAUUGAAACAACCCCAGUCUUCAGUUAUAGCGAAUGUGACCCUAGACAAUAUGAGAAUAAAUGGGCUAGAUUGUUCCAAUAAAACUUUAUUUACAAAAAGAGGCCAAUGAGUGGAUUUGGCAUGUGGCACAAGGGUUGUAACCUGAAGCAGCCUUGUUUGUGCCCAAAGUUUUAUAACGUUUCUCCUGGUUAGUUUCUAACACUCAGUUCUACAUGUAAGAGUUCAAACCCAGUCCAAGGAGCUGCAAGGGGAAUAGGAGAACACUGAUUUCUCAAUAUCCUAUCCAUGCUCCAUUACUCUUUUCUUCCCUGCAUCACCCAAUCACAACUCCUUUCUCCUCCUUUUUGUUAAAGAAAAGCAGGCAGAAUCCCCUCCCCUUUCCCCAGCAGCCUCAUGAGUGGAGUGCACAAAGGGGAACACUGUGGCAAGGCUUCUAGUUUUGAAAGGCUUAACUCAAUUUAAAUUCCUUGCUGCAUAAAUGGGCAAAUUCAGGAAUGAAGGGCUCCAACAGUAGCCUCGCUCGCCCUCUUCUGGUUAUGGGAGGGCCAAGGAAAGCUUUUCAUUUGGUGCAACACUAUUGCAGCAAGGCAGAAGAGAGAAGGGUCGACUCAGAAUGGAAGCCACCCCUUCCCUUAGAAAUGGAACCUAAUCAGCAAAACAAACAAGCAAGCAAAAUACAACCAGAGACAUUGAAAUUAAGGACAAUCUGACAGUAACCAGAGGGGAGGUGGGAGGGGACAAUGGGGGGGAAAGGGGAAGAGUUGUCAAGAAACAUGUAUAAAGGACACAUGGACAAAGCCAAAGAGGGGUAGGUUGAGGUUGGGAGAUGGGGAUGGCUGGGGUGGGGGGAGUGGUGGUGGUGGUGGAGAAUGGAGGCAAUGUACUUGUUCAACAAUAGAAAAGAUAAAAAGAAUAAAAGGAAAUGAGAAGUGGGGUGGAAGGGGCAGAUAAAGCCAAAUACACUAAUAUUUUUAAACUGCCAUUGGCAUUUAAUAGCAUGUCAUAAAAUCAAUUUAGUGUACCACAAUAAACAUUUGGAAAAAUAAUAGAGAAUAAACUGGAAGACAAAAUUCCAGAUAAUGGUAGUUCAUAUGUUAUUAUUUUGUUAAGCUUUAUAAAAUUACAUUUAUGUAUAUAUAUACAUUUGCUAAUAAAAUCAUUAUUUACAAUGUAUUUAUUACUGUAGGUUGUAAUGAAAAAGUAUUUGAAAGUCACUAGACUGUACUCUGGACUUCUGGGACUCAUUUCUGCUAGCCAAUAUUUUUCUUUCAAACAGAGAUGAAAGGGAUGGUCCUGUUCUUAAAGGACUCUGAGUCACUGGGGGAAAUUGACAUGCAAACUGUUAAAAUUCAGCACAAUAAGGGCUCUGAGAUGAGUAAGCACAGGGUGCUCCAGAAUGGGAUUGUCAAGAAAGGUGGCAUUUGCUCUGGGUCUUUUGAGCUGCACAGGGGUGUGUUUGGCAGGAAAAGAACGGGAGCAAUCACACUGCUCACAGGUUUGUUGUCCAACUGAAGCUGGGGCCUAAGCAAAUAUUUGGCUGCUGGUCUUGUGUUUAUUUUCCCUGAAAUCAAACAGACCAACCAAGUCACUAGCAAACACUGACUAGGGGGCACUCUGGCACUAACCUAUAAAUGUCUUUGACCACUGACCCAGCACAGGGGUGUUUUUGGUCCACUUUCUGGGAAAAUGUUCAACAGUCUCACCCUGUGCAAACUUUUAUGAUGCAGGAAGACACUAGUCUGUGUGUAAUGUUCUGAGCUGGGAAGGGAAAGCUAUUAAAAAGGCUGUUCACCCAUUUGGUGUUGUGUAGCCAGACCAGCUCAGCCCUCCUAAUUCCCAUCACCUGGUUGUCAAAAGCAAUAAGAGGAGAUGUCCAAGGGAUGACUUAGUAAGCUGAUCUUUAAAAGCUGUGACUGCCUCCUCUGAUUUUAGUGUCAGCCAACUCGAGAAUGCCAGGUGACCAUUACAUCUAUGGACACUAGGAGAUUUGAAAGGCUCAAGAUGGCCAGACAGAAAACACAUGUGAAUCUUAGCCUUAUCACUUCAGUGCUAUGGAAGCAUCAUUCCACUUGCCUCUACUAACCAUAUCUCAGCACUACUGAAGGCAAAUGAGGUACCUGUGAGGCCAUUUUGUAACCUGUUAAGUGAUAUAUAACUAUUAGAUAAAUUUGAUAUUACUAAUCCUUUCUAGAAUAGCCACUAUGCCAGAUGUUGCUACAUUCAUUAAGAUUCCUCUGUGACCUAAGUAUGGCCUUCAAAAACUCUUGUAAAAUUCUUCAAAACCUUAAUCAUGGCACGGAGAGGCUCUGGCUGUGACCAGUCAGCACCACAAGCACUUUUAAAGGUGUUCACUCAUUCAGUAAGUAUUUGUUGUGACCCCGUUGUGUGCCAAGCAUUGGGCUUGGGGGUUUAGAAUGCUACACUGAAGGUGACACGGCCUCAUGGGAUUCUGUCCCUGGGAUGGAGAUCAGAGAGUAAUGCGUUGUUAAGAACCUUAAAAUAAGUACCAGAUUUUUUUGGUUCAUAACUCAGCCAGUUAGGAAACUUUGCCCUUUCUGACAGAGCCCAUCAAAAUGAGACAAACCUUUCUUAUAGCCACACCUUCUCAUUUAUAGAUCAGCUUUACUCCAAAAAUAAAUACAUACAUACAUACAUACAUAUAUAAAUAUAUAAAUAAUUUAUUAACUAAGUGAGCAAGCUAUGGAUAAGGUGUUUCAGAAAGAUUAUCACAAAGGCAAACACCACCAUGAGUGGAGUCACUAAAGCUUUCUGCUUAUUUCUAUGAGAAGUGUUGGCUUCCAUUCUGAGUCGACCCUUCUCUCUUCUGCCUUGCUGCAAUAGUGUUGCACCAAAUGAAAAGCUUUCCUUGGCCCUCCCAUAACCAGAAGAGGGUGAGCGAGGCUACUGUCGGAGCCCUUCAUUCCUGAAUUUGCCCAUUUAUGCAGCAAGGAAUUUAAAUUGAGUUAAGCCUUUCAAAACUAGAAGCCUUGCCACAGUGUUCCCCUUUGUGCACUCCACUCAUGAGGCUGCUGGGGAAAGGGGUGGGGGGCGAUUCCGCCUGCUUUUCUUUAAUAAAAAACAUCUAUAAUUAGUUUUAUAGAUACAUACAUUUAAAAUCUCCCCUUUAGAACUAUACCUAAAAGCAAUUUUUAAUAAACCAUACAGAGGCUCUCAGCCAUAUUAGCAUAAGAAAUGUUAAAUAUUAGAUUAUGCAGUUAACUUUCCAUUAUUUUGUAUUUCUUGUUUCUUCAAAGAAGGAAAAGAAGUUUUUGUGCUUUUUAAAACCCAGUUUUUUAUUAUUUAAAAAAUAAAGUUCUUCUAUGUUUGUUGGCCAAACCAAGAUGCUUAAAAUGUUUAAUUUUACUUUAAUAGAGACUGAUGAAUUCAGGGUAAGGGUUGCAGUUCAAUUUCAAACCAUCAACAAAUGGGUGUGAAUUAAUAUUGUUUUAGUUCUGACUCAGUGUUGAAGACCAGGAAAUGAUUUCUUCCCUAGUAACUUACUGUCUCUCCAUUUCAGAGAAAAGCCUUUGUACAUUCAAAUAGAAAAGGAGUUUUAAAAAGUAUAAGUAAGUAGUAGGUGGGUCUUCACACAGGUCAGAAACAGCAGGAACGACUCACUUUGAAGCCCACCACCAAAGUGACUGGUAUUCUCCUCAAGAGCCUGGCGAUAAACUCUCCAUGUGCAACGAAAGACGGAAGAGGUUCCUACAAGGAGAUAUUUCCAGUUUAUUGUCUCCUUUCUUCUCAAGGGUCAAUUUCUAUCCCUUCUCAUCACUCUCUAAUAUUUGUUAAAUGCUAUGGAAAUCACAGUUACUUGAUAUGACCCUUUCCUGCAUGGAAUUUAAUAAUCUUACUUGUGGCCCUGACCAGUGUGGCUCGGUGGUUGGACAUCGUCCUGAAAAGCGAGAGGUCACCAGUUUGAUUCCUGGUCAGGGCACAUGUCUGGGUUGCAGGAUUAGUCCCCAGUCAGGGUGCAUACUAGAGGCAUGCCAUUCAGUGUUUCUCUCCUGCUCUUUUCCCCUCCCUUUCCUCUCUAAACAUAACUAACUAACUAGCUAACUAACUAACUAAAAUAUUUUCUAACCUUAUAGAAUUACAUUUAUAUAUCUAUACAUAAGUUAAGAUUUACAAAACUAAGAGUCAAAAUCUCCUGUUUUAUAAGUGAAGACUUUGAAAUUGAUCUGGGGCAAGGAACUUCACCUUUCUAUGCCUCAGUCUCUACUGUAAAAUGAAAAAUUGAAUUGCUACCUAUAAAGUCCAACAUUUUAUGAUUUAUGAACUAGAGAAUAAUACUUGUUAAAAUAGGAUUCUAACACAUGCCAGCUAGCUAAUCCUAUUUUUAGAGAUUGAAUUCAAAUUAGCUCAAAAACCCUAUCCUUCAUGCAACCCAUGAUUCCUCCACUGUUUCAGAGAAUUUGUGGGGCUGGUGGUGGAAAGUGACUUAUAUUUCUCCUGGUUACCCCAGGAUCUGAGCUGUAGUUCGUGAAUAAUCUCACCUUAAGCAUGUGCUAAUACUUUUCUGUAUUACAUGGCCUCCAACCAGACACACCCUUCAUUCUCUGAGAUUCCUCUGGCCCUAACAUACAUGAAUAUCAGACUCUACUGAAGCUUCGAGACAAUGAGUGGAAAGGGUUCUUGCUGUAGGACCACAGCAACUUAAAAUACUCAGUAUCCUUGUUCUUAACCUUCUGGGGAAUUUCUCAGUGACUCACUUUCUCCACUUGCCCCUCACUAUGUUGUUCUGCUGUCUCCAUUCUGUUGACUGGUCUCCAGCUCUGUCCUCAUUGGCUUCCUGACUCCACUCACAAAUACCCAUACUCAUCUCUGCAUUUCACUUGCCUUUUCUGGUCUCAACCACACCCCCGGGAUUUCACUUCCCUCAAGUCUUCAGAGCAUUUCCCUUAAUAAAAAGUUUUGUGUCUUGUUUGUAUUUAAUUAGAAAGGUCAGUCCCCUUUGCUUAAUCAGGGGUUUGGGCCCUGAGCUCCCUGGCACCCAAAGGAAGGAAGGAAGGAAGGAAGGAAGGAAGGAAGGAAGGAAGGAAGGAAGGAAGGAAGGAAGGAAGGAAGGAAGGAAGGAAGGAAGAGAGAGAGAGAGAGAGAAAGAAAGAAAGAGAGGAAGAAAGAAAGAGAGAGAGAAAGAAAAGAAAAGAAAGAAAGAAAGAAAGAAAGAAAGAAAGAAAGAAAGAAAGAAAGAAAGAAAGAAAAAGAAAGAAAGAAAAUAUCAGUUACAAGGUGCACUAUACUUAUAAAUUCAAAACAAAACAGCUGUUAUUCAGUAUUAGUUAAAUUUUUGCUGGCCCUGUAAACUCUCCCACAGUUCAUGGAAUUGGGGGCAUAGUGCAGAUAUUACUCCCACCUACCUGUCUGUACUUGGAUAUGCCUGGUUUAGCUCAAUCAGCAAUUGUAGCUUUUCAAGUUUGAAACCUGUAGAAGAACAUUAUUAAUUCCUGCACACAAAAACCAUUUACUGAGUGUCAGGAAUAGUUCUAAGUACAGGACAGAGAGGAACAUAAGACAAACAUGGUCCCUGACCUCCUGGAGCUUACAAGUCAAGGUGGGCACAAACCAGCAGGGUUCAGCUGUAAUGUAUUAAUGUGGUAUAGAUGGGAAAACAGAGGAGCAUCUAGACUAGUUUUGAAGGGCUGGCAGAGGAAACAAAUUUCGGGCAGAAACUUGCACUACCUGCCUGGAGGUGAGAGGGACAAUACACAGGAUUAGUAUCUGCAGUAGAUGCUGCGGUGCCCCACGCAGAUCCCCUUCUUCAGGUCAUACACCUAGCCCUAACUGCUAGGAGAGUUGGCUGCUAAGGGCUCACAGCUGCCCCCUUCUCUUGAGAAGCUAUUACCUGGUAGGAGCCCCUUCAUUUGGAAAGUUACAAGCCAUUACUGCUCUUCCACCCCCAGGGGUAGCUCACACCCUAUGACUGACUGACAUGGGGCUUCAAAAGGCUGGUGUCCUUGCUGCAAGUGGGGUAGGGUGUUGGGGGAGUGUGCACUUGUCUAUGAGUUUAUGCUCCAAGCUCCUUCCCCCUCCAUGGAUCAGGCCAAGGCUAAAUUUUACCUGAGACCAAAUCCUUGCUCAGCUUCCUCCUCCCUUCAUAAGCAGUGUUCUCUGAAGAGUGCUCCCUCAGUAAAUUACAUGUUCCCAACCCCUGACCUGAUUUUAAGGAACCUAAGCUAUGACAGUGCACAGAGAAAAUUGUUGAUAUUGAAUUCUCUUUAUGCACUUGGUUCAAAUUUGAGCCCGUUCAUCAGUAGAUUUACUUAAAUUACUCCCAUUUUCAAUAAAAAUUCUUAUGUGAUAUCUCUAUUUAGACUUCUGAUACUGAGAUCACAAUUAAAAUAGCCCUGACCUAAAUUGUAAAUAAGGACACCAAGAUUCAGCAAAGCAUAAUAUUUGUCAGGAUACAACUGGACUAAAACAUACCUAAAAAAUAUCUAACAUCAUUGUCUUUACUGGUGUGGCUUAGUGGAUUGGGCAUUGUCCCGCAUUGUCCCGCCACAAAGCAAAAGCUUGCCAGUUCGAUUCCUGUUCAGUGCACAGGACUGAGUUGCUGGCCAGGUUUCUGGUUUGAGGCACACCAGAGGCAACCUAUUGAUGCUUCUCUAUCACAUCGAUGUUUUUCCCCUCUUUUUCUCCCUCCCUUCCCCUUUCUCUAAAAAUAAAUAAAUAAAAUCUUUCAAAAAUGUAUCUAACAUCUUUGACCUUCUGGGAUAUGAGGGCAAAAAUGCCCUGGAUCACACCAACAAUAUUCUGAGUUCAGGAAAUGUGCAAACCUCCCACCAGGUGCAAAGACUCUAUUCUGGUUAUGACUUAGUCUCUUACGAGUCUGAUUACUGUGAAUCAGUGAUGAAAUUAAUUUUCUGAAUCUACAGGACCAGACAUACUCUGACAUAACCUGAAAUAGUCUCAUGUCUUCCUGCUUUUAUCCCCUAGAGAUUAGGUUGAAGGACCUACCAAAGCACAGCAGAAUGGGAGCUGGACCCUGCCAGGUGAGUAGAAAGAAUUCCAAGACUCACUGGGAAGCAAAGAAGAAGAAUACCUCCCCUGCCAAUGCAAUGUGCUUUUUUGUUUCCUGCUCCCAGUCAGCCCUGCCAGCCAGAUUUUACUGCUUUUUAAGAUGUUUCUCUGCAUAAAGAUGACUGAGAUGACCCGAAAACUCUGUCUUCAAAUCCCAAGAGAGGGAAGAGAAGGAUAAAGAGAGAGAGAGAAACAUCGAUGUGCAAGAGAUAUAUUAAUCAGUUGCCUCUCACAUGCACCUAACUGGGUACCUGGCCUGCAACCUAGGCAUGUGCCUUGACUAAGAAUCAAAUUGGCAACCUUUCAGAUUGCAAGUUGGCACUCAAUCCACUGAGCCACACCAGCCAGGGCAAAGGACGUUUUGUUUUAAAGAAAGAAAUUGAAUGCAAAGUAGCUUAAGACCCAAAUGGAAUUUAUUGGAAGGAUACUGAAGUACUUGACAGAAUCAAAGGUAAAAAAAAUCUCUGGAAUCAGAGAAAGUACUGGAUACCACACAGAAACUAAUUGUGAAUUCAAAUACCAUUGACAAGGUAUGUUCUUCCUUUCAUUUUUAUUUCCUUUUCUUCUAGUGAGAGUUCCCCAGAAAUUUGAUCUGAUGUGAAAGUCCUAGAGGUUUCUGUUUUUUCUUAAAACUAAAUUACAGAGGAGACUCCUGGUCACAAUGACAGUGUAGGUGAACACAGCUCACCUCUCCCACAACCACACCAAAAUCACAACUAAAUUUUAGAACAACCACAAUUUAGAAUGUACAGAAAUUGAGCUGAAUGGAAGUUCUACAACUAUGGAAUUAAAAUAGAAACCAUAUCAAGAUUGGUCAGAGGGGUGGAAAUGGGGAAUAGCCUAGUCCCCCAUCCACAUGUGGUGAAUAAGAAUUGGGUUAUCUCAGGAGUGAGGAGUUCCAGCCCCAUACCAGGCCCCCCAGCCCAGAGUUCUAGUGCUAGGAAGAUAAGUCCUCAUAACUUCUGGCUGUACACACCAAUGGGGAUUGAGGCUGAGGAAAACAGAAACUUCUGGAGUCUCAGGCAGUUUCUCUUAAAGGGUCCAUGCAAGGACUUACUCAUACUCACUCUCUCUGAGUUCCAGUGCAGAGGCAGCAGCUUGAAAGGCACCAGAGACAUGCAGGGAGGAAGAGAAUUAUCUGGCAUCAGGGCAAGAGCUGGGUGUCAACAUUCCCUCAGAAGGAAGUGCUGGCAGAAGCCAUUCUUCCUUUGCUGAGCCCUCCCCACACAGAGCUGGCAGGUGGAAGCUAUAUUUGAGAAUCCAACCUGGCUCACACUUUUUUUUUACACUUUUUAAAAUUUUUAUUUAUCUUUAGAGGGGAAGGAGAGAGGAAGAGAAACAUCAAUGGGUUGCCUUUUGUGCACCCCCUGCUGGGAACUGGCCUGUAGGGAACUGGCCUGCAACCCAGGCAAGUGCCCUGACUGGGAAUUGAACCGCAAUUUCUGGUUCACAGGCCUGUGCUCAAUCCACUGAGCUACACCACCCAGGGCUUUGGCCCACCCUGGUGGGCCACCCUUUUUGCCCCACCCUGGUGAUUCCCUGAGGCUCUGCUCCACCCAUCUUUCCAGCCCACUUAAGAUGUUUACAGUGGCUUAUCCAUAUAAAUGCCUUGUCUUGGCUCAUGCUUCACAUGUUUUCUAAAUUCUCUCAAAAAAGCAGCAUCUGGCCUCAUGAGGCCCACACUUCUCAAUAAGUGGCUCCAGCCCAGCACUAACAGCAACCGGCCUUGGAUUAAAGAUGGGCCUUACCUGGGCCACUCCACUGCCAGCACAAGUAGCAACCACUCUGUAGCUUAUCCUGGGUAGCCCCAGAGAGAACACGGAAGGUGAAUAAACUAAGAUGUACCAACAGCAAUCAAGACUCAACUACAAGAGGGCAUACACAGCCCACAUGGUGGGCACACCUCAGCUUGGGUGAUAGGGGAUGCUGUGCUAAUGGACCCUGCAGGACACCCAUAACAUAGGCCAUUCUAUCAAGCUUGGGAGAUGUAGCACAUCUACCUAAUACAUAGGAACAAACACAGGGGGGAUGACAAAAUGAGGAGACAAAGAAACAUGGCCCAAAUGAAAGAACAGAACAAAAUUACAGAAAAAGAACUAAACAAAUGAGGACAAUCAAUCUCCUAGAUGCAGAGUUCAAAACACUGGUUAUAAGGAUACUCAAGGAACUUAGUGAGGACCUCAAUAGCAUAAAAAAGAUACAGCCAGGAAAGAAGGAAUAUACUAAUUGAAAUGAAUAACUUACGAGGAAACAAAUCAGAGGUUUGGAAUAUAAAGAAGCAAAAAACACCCAAUCAGAACAGCAAGAAAGAAAAAGUGUCCAAAUACAAUGAAGACAGUGUAGGAAGUCUCUGAGACAACUUCAGGCACACCAACAUUUACAUCAUGAAUGUCGAAAGGACAAGAGAAAGAGCAAGAAAUUGAAAUUGAAAACCUAUUUGAAAAAUAAUGACAGAAAACUUCCCUAACUUGGUGAAGUACAUAGACAGACAAGUCCAGUAGGUGCAGAGAGUCCCAAACAAGAUGAAUGCAAAAAAGCCCAACUAAGAAACAUUAUAUUUAAAAUGCCAAAGGUUAAAGACAAGGAGAGAAUCUUAGCAGCAAGAGAAAAGCAGUUAGUUAUCUACAAAGGAGUUGUCUUAUGACUGUCAGCUUAUUUCUAAAAACAAACAAACAAACAAACA
Molecule: messenger RNA, 14792 nt
Organism: Artibeus jamaicensis (Jamaican fruit-eating bat)
Lineage: Eukaryota; Metazoa; Chordata; Mammalia; Chiroptera; Phyllostomidae
Gene: NNMT
Product: nicotinamide N-methyltransferase
Exons: 5
Coding region: 147-941 (264 amino acids)
Cellular component (GO): cytosol
Molecular function (GO): nicotinamide N-methyltransferase activity
Source: RefSeq, a predicted model, not a curated record